GCCUGAAUCACAAUUGUCAAUUCAGCAAUGUCGACUUGUUUGUGCUCCGCGAAGUGUUUGGUUUUUCGUGGUUUUCUGCUAAUUUUCCCACAGUAAAAGUUGUGAAAAGUGAAUGGUGAUUGCAUGUGGAUAGUGCGGGACAAUGAACCGUGAGAUGCACUACGAGGGAUGGCUUGUAAAAUCUCCACCAACGAAGAGAAUCUGGCGAGCGCGCUGGAGACGACGAUGGUUCACACUGAAACAGGGUGAAUUUCCUGGUCAGUAUUUUCUUGAGUAUUAUACAGAUAAGAGCUGCAAGAAGCUCAAGGGCACCAUUGAUCUCGAUCAAUGUGAACAAGUGGACGCUGGAUUGUGCAUGGAGAGGAAAUUCCAGCAUGUUUUCAAUGUUAAGACACCAAAUCGCAUUUACUAUUUGGCGGCAGAUUCGGAUGAGGAUAUGAGAUUCUGGGUUAAUUGUAUCUGCAAGGUUUGUGGCUUGCAGGAUCUCUCCAAAGUUUCUGAUGAACGUCAAUAUUUCAAUGUUGGUCCGGGUUCCAUUGAGGAGGCUCCCCUGCCACUCAGUGUGAGUGAUGUGUCCAAUGAAAAUACCCAGAAAACUGCCCCUAAAGCCAUUUCCACCUCAUUUGAGGAUCGUACAUAUCAAAAUGACGAUAUUUUCGCCAAAAAGCGCGAAAAACUACAAAAAUCUGCCACUGAAGCCAAGGAAUCCUACUACAACUUCAGUGCAAUUCGAGCUGAAGUAGAUGCUACAGCCGAAGGCAAGGCUAAAAGUCCGGUGCCAAGUGCAGAUGCACCCAAGCACAGUCGCUCGCAGUCACUAAAUGAAGUGACUCAACGAGCAGCUGUAGCUACUGGAGCCGUGCGGAAGAUUCCUGAGAAUUUGAAACUGACAGAUGUGAGUCAAUCAUUGGGGGAUUGCAGUGAACCAUCUCCAUCGCUUAGCACUUGCUCUGGGCCCUAUAUUCCCAUUAGCGAAUGCUUCUCGGGGAGUCCGGUGCUCUUGGGAGAAACCCCGGCUACUCCACUCAACAGUCUCGAUCCUAGAUUUUACGAUACUCCACGCAGUCACAUCAACAUUGGUCUCAAUCUAACCGAUGAACAGCCAUAUUCACCCAAGAGGAACAACUGCACGACAAAUCGUUCUCGGAGCGGCCGAUCGAGCCCCAGUGACUCCGAGAGUGUCUUUACGGAUGACGAAUGGACUCACCACGAGGCCCAGACUCAGAGUCUGGAUCGUCGGGCUCGUCCUUCGGACAGUUCCGUGGAGAAUGAGACAAUUGGAUGGACUUAUGUGCAGAGAUUCUCGAAAGUGCCUGACGAUGUUCGCAAUCAGAAUGCGGCAUCGGAGGCUCUGGACAUUGUUCCUCCGCGUCCUCCAAAGCGUCUCAGUGGUCUUGUGCUCGAUGGCGUUGAGAUUCGCAAUCGCGAAGUUCCGUCAUCGGACACGGACAAUGCUUCGCCGGCAAUUGGUCCAAAGGACAGUUCGUGCGAUGUUGAGGAGAGCUAUGACAUUCCCCGAUCCCACUGGAUGCCCUACUUCAGUGGAGGGCAUCGUGGGGGCAACAAUAAUGUUCCAUCGCCAAAGCUCACCACAACUCCGGACAUUUUGGCAUCCUCGACGCCUGAUCUCGUGCCGCAGGGAGAGAAGAUUGUCAACAAUUCGCAUUACUACACAAAUGCUGCUCCCGUGAGAGUCGAGGGCAAUGUCUUUCGCUAUGAUUUCAUGGAGCAGGGAGAAGCUCCGGUGGUCAACAGAAAUCUCAAACCGAGACUCAGCUCAGAGUCCAAUUCUGCUGACACUCCAGUUCUCACAGCACCAAAUGUGGACAGAAAAUUGAAGCCGACAACGCCAAAGCUGGACACAAAAUCCCUUCCUCGGCGUAAGGAAGUGACUCCAAAAUUGCGCACCAGCAGCGCUUGUCCGGGCAGUGCAACUGUUCCGGAAGGUGGAAGUGACGAAGAUAUCACGCCAACUUGCGAACAACCUCCGGCAAUUGGUGGUAAAACCUUCCGCAAUGACGAUAAGCUGCAGUAUCUGGAUCUGGAUCACUCUAGCACUCCGCAGAGGCAACCGCCGCGGAAGCUGAGUGCAUCCAGCAUCGGGAAUCUCUUUACCAUUCAGCGUCCGCCAGAAGUGGAAGCGAGUGGGAGUGAAAGGGGAAUUGUGUACAAGACGGUGGACUUUGUGAAGACGGAAGCCUUCAAGAUGGUGCGUCAGGAUGCUGAGAAUAGAGCUGCAAACAGAUCCAAGGAUUGAGGGAUCCGGAGAAAGUCAAAGUGCAAUUAUGAGUUUUAUUCAAGUGGCCUUAGAAUAAUGCAGGAAGAACCGAUUUUGUUUAUUUUUUUUAAAGAGAUCACGCUGAUUAUUUUUCGAGAUUUUGAGGUUGAGUAACUGAGUCAAUGCGUGACUGUGAUGCCUGAAUGGAGGAUUUGUUUGGGAAUCAAUUUGGGUUUAAAAAAUCAACCAAAAGAGGCGCGACAAUAGAGAAAGUCAAUUAAGUGGAAAAAGAGGAUUUAAAAAAAAAUACAAAGGCCUUAGAACUUCUCUCUAAUAAUUAUAUUUUGAAAAGAAAAAAAAGAAAUAAUUAUUGCUGUUAGUUGCAUGAGAAAUAAAUAAAAAAAGUUGCAUUUUAAUUGUGUAUUAUCGCGAAAUCAUUCUUAUAUUUUUUUAUAUACAGAGAAUAAACUAUAAUUUUUUUUAAGGUUUAUUGUCAAAAAGAUAGUUGUAAUUUGUUGCCAUAACACAUAUUCUUUUAUGCGCACAAUAUUUUUUUUUAUAUACAGUCAAUGUUUUACUAUUGAAAUUGUAGAGCAACCGCUCCAGUUUUAUUUUAAUAAAAAUUAUU
Phlebotomus papatasi is the source of this 2846-nucleotide messenger RNA. It is a transcript of the gene dos, whose product is annotated as protein daughter of sevenless. Lineage: Eukaryota; Metazoa; Arthropoda; Insecta; Diptera; Psychodidae. The transcript has 5 exons. The coding region runs from base 143 to 2257 and encodes 704 amino acids. The record is from RefSeq and is a predicted model, not a curated record.